AUGCGUCGCGCCAGCCGAGACUACACCAAGUACUUGCGCGGCUCCGAGGAGCUGGGCAGCGGCGCCGCCCACGAGAGCGCCCCGGCUCCGCCGCCGCCCCCGCCGCCCGCGCACCCGCACCCGCCGCCCGCAUCCCGCUCCCUCCUGGCCGCUCUCGUCCUCCUGGGGCUGGGGCAGGUGGUCUGCAGCGUCGCCCUCUUCCUCUACUUCCGAGCUCAGAUGGACCCUACUAGAAUUUCAAAAGAACAUGCACACUGUGUCAGAACACUUUUUGGACACCAAGAAAGUACAGAUUUGCAUGAUGCCUCCUUUGAAAGUCAAGAAACGAAGUUAAUGCCAGAAUCCUGUAGAAGUGUGAAACAGGCUCUCCAAAGGGCUGUGCAGAGGGAAGUCCAGCGUGCUAUGGGAAGAACGCCACCAAGACCAGAAAAAGCUGCAAUGGAGGCAUUAGGACUUGAACUGUACAAGAGGAACAAACCUGAGAAGCAGCCAUUUGCCCAUCUCAUUAUUGAUGAUAAGAAUAUUCCAUCUGGAACUCGCAAAGUGAACCUCACAUCCUGGCAUCAUGACAAAGGCCAGGCAAACUUAUCAAACAUGACAUUCAAUGAUGGAAAACUAAUUGUUAAUCAAGAUGGAUUUUACUACCUUUAUGCCAAUAUUUGUUUUAGACAUCAUGAAACUUCAGGAAACUUGACUAAAAGAGGGCUUCAGUUGAUGGUGUAUGUGAUUAAGACAAACCUUAAAAUAAGGCGCUUUGAUGUGUUGAUGAAGGGAGGAAGCACCAAAUACUGGUCAGGAAAUUCAGAAUUUCAUUUUUAUUCUGUAAAUGUAGGGGGAUUUUUUAAAUUAAAAUCCGGUGAAAUGAUAAGUAUCCAGGUAUCAAACCCAUUGCUACUGGAUUCUUCACAAGAAGCAACUUAUUUUGGAGCAUUUAAAGUUAGAGAUUUAGAUUGA
Molecule: messenger RNA, 954 nt
Organism: Cinclus cinclus
Lineage: Eukaryota; Metazoa; Chordata; Aves; Passeriformes; Cinclidae
Gene: TNFSF11
Product: TNF superfamily member 11
Exons: 5
Coding region: 1-954 (317 amino acids)
Biological process (GO): immune response
Cellular component (GO): membrane
Molecular function (GO): tumor necrosis factor receptor binding
Source: RefSeq, a predicted model, not a curated record